This is a messenger RNA of Polyodon spathula (Mississippi paddlefish), 2815 nucleotides long. RefSeq names its product interferon regulatory factor 4-like. The transcript has 9 exons. Gene Ontology annotation, cellular component: nucleus. The record is from RefSeq and is a predicted model, not a curated record. Gene Ontology annotation, biological process: regulation of transcription by RNA polymerase II; immune system process. Bases 205 to 1518 code for a protein of 437 amino acids. NCBI's taxonomy places the organism in Eukaryota, Metazoa, Chordata, Actinopteri, Acipenseriformes, Polyodontidae. Gene Ontology annotation, molecular function: DNA-binding transcription factor activity, RNA polymerase II-specific; protein binding; RNA polymerase II cis-regulatory region sequence-specific DNA binding.
GAACUCCAAAACCAUCCAUGAAGACGUGCCUCGUACCAGCCUCCUAAGACAAUAGGGAUAAACAAACAAGUUGUGCAGACGUGUGCAGAUGUACCUGCUGCACCUGCUAUUGCCCCGCCACUGUGUGAGACCUGCCCCAACCAGGAAAUCAUUUAAACACCGCGCCACCUUGCCAGGGGGACACCGAGCAGAAAGAGGAUCGUUAUGAAUAUGGGAGAUCGUUGCAGAAACAUGCGUUUACGAGAGUGGUUGAUUGCUCAGAUAGACAGCGGCAGUUAUGCAGGGCUGAGUUGGGAGAACCAAGAAAAAAGCAUGUUUCGGAUUCCAUGGAAACACGCAGCUAAACAAGACUACAACCGCGAUGAGGACGCCGCCCUUUUCAAGGCCUGGGCGGUGUACAAGGGCAAGUUCCGCGAAGGGAAGGACAGGGCUGACCCCUCUACCUGGAAGACACGGCUUCGCUGUGCAAUGAACAAGAGCACCGACUUCCAGGAGGUUCCGGAGCGAAGCCAGCUGGACAUCUCCGAGCCGUACAAGGUGUAUGAGAUCAUGGACGAGGGGGAGAAGAAGACAGACCCACCGGACAGCCCCGUGCCCCCAGCCCAGCCGGUCUAUAACAGCAGCCAGAAGCACACCCCCCAGGGUCCCCAUGCUCUGCAGGCUCAGUUCCCCAUGGAGGUUGAUGGUGAAUGGGAGAAGGUGACUGAGAAGCCCAGUAUGCAGUACCAGGCUGCCGCCCCACUCGAACCUGCAGACAGUAACAGACAUGUGAAGGGAUCGUUUUAUACAUGGACAACACCUGGAACCCAGGCACCUGAGAAAGCCCAGAGCUUCCAGGCAUCACCGCGCCCCUACCCAACACAGCUCCAGAUAUCAGAUUUCCGCAUGAAUGUGUGCCUGUACUACCAGGGCACGCUGGUAGAGAACUUCACGACCAGCACGAUGGAUGGCUGCCGGAUUCUGCAUGGCUCGGUGCCCAUGGAGAACGAACACAUCUACGGCCCUUCCAGCAUGGAACAGCUACGCUUCCCCUCUCCGGAGAGAGCCGGGGCUGACAAGCGGGUCGUUGAGGCCAUGAGCCGCCUGCUCCCCCACCUGGAGAGGGGUGUCCUGCUGUGGGUGGCCCCAGACGGGGUCUUCCUCAAGCGCCUCUGCCAGGGCCGGGUCUACUGGGCCGGGCCCCUCGCCCCGUUCUGCAACCAGCCCAACAAACUGGAGCGCGAUAAGACCUGCAAACUGCUGGACAUGCAGCUCUUCCUUCAAGAGCUGGAGCUGUACAUGCGAGAAGGUCGUCCGUGUCCCCGCUUCCACAUUGACCUGUGCUUUGGAGAGGAGUUCCCUGACCCGCCACAACACAAGUCCAAGAAACUCAUCACUGCACAAAUCGAGCCCCUGUUUGCCAGAGAGAUGUACAGGAACGCCCAGCGAUUUGGUCCAGGGACCCUGCACAGCCUCCAGGUACCCAAGACCAACACAGACGAUGGGCCCCACAGCAUCGCCAAGUACCUGGUGCAGUGAGUGAUGCUACCAUUCUCCUUGAGCACUGGUCUCAUUGAGAGAGAGAGAGAGAGAGAGAGAGAGAGAGAUUACAACUAAAAGACUCCUCCACCAGCAUUUCAGUACAGCUGAAGAGUCCUGCCUCCAUCUCAACACUACAUCACCUGAGCACAGGACUGGUGAGAGUCCACCGCGCUCUCGCAGACAGAACCCACCACCCACAAGCCGGACAUUGACCUCCUCCCUUCAGAGCAGUCUGCUGAUGUGGAGCUCAAUGUUGUAUAUCUGUACUUUGAAAGACUUUUACUUUUCAUUGAGUGAUAGUCAUUAGGAUGAUAUAUUUUUUAAGGAAGGAUCUAUAUAUUUUUGUAUGUACAGUGGUUUAAAAAGUUUUUACCAAGUAAAUAAUGGGACCCAGGCUGACGAGUGUACCGGUAGAUGGGUAGUACCGUUUCUAACUGGAUAGUCUGCACUCUGGAUUGGGUGGUUAAGUUUGGAUUUCAGUUUGAGUACCGCUCUUGUGCCGAUUUGAAAUUUGGCUUUGCAUUGUAUUAAUAGUAACGGCAGAAACUACAUGAGCAAUAGAUUUGGAGAUGGUUUGAGAAACUGAAAAAUAGUAACAUUCUUACAAACCAACGUCUUAAUGCUCUUAAGAAAACAUAACUGUGAUUGAUUUUUUUACUUGUAUGAAUAUCCUGAAAUGUGAAAUGCAAUCUUUUUCUCUUAUGUACUAAUGAGUUUUCCGAUCCCUGUGAAGAGGCUUUGUGAUUUUAAGUGUUAUCAGAGAUCUUGUGAAUGAGCAGAACGCAUUGCUUUGUGGCUGACCUUAAUUAAAGGCGAUUAUUAUGACUAAUUCAUAUUUUAUUUUACACGAUAAGCUCCAGGAAAUGUAAUUACAUAUGAACUAAAAUAACAGGGUGGUUAUUUACAUGAAUUAUUAAAAAAAAAAAAAAAAAAAAAAAACUUUCAAUAGCUUGCAUGUUGAUUUUUUUUUUUUUUUGUGAACAGAACCAAUUGUCUGCUAUGGGGGAAUGAGGAAGUGGUUUUCAAUUGUAAUCUUGAAAGGAAAUCAAGUGGUGGGCUGCCUUGUUUGCGUUUGGUUAGUGUUGACAAUUAAACAAAGCCAUUGUAAAGAACUUGUCUGCCCCACUGUGGUAGAAAUCUGUCCUUGCACUUCAUUGAAUUGAACAGUAGCUGUUGAGGAUGUGCCCUCUGGUGGUGUAAUUGAGAUAUUGCCGCAUACAUUUAUAUGGCGAGUGGCACAAGAGAUCCUUCACUGUUCUCCAGGAGGAGAGUUCAUGCAGCAGCAACUUACACA